AUGAGCCCAGUUGAAAGGCGACCCAGAGCUCAUGUUCCGCAGCGCCACCAGCCUUGUCUCCUCUUCCUUCACCAGGUAGAAGUUGAAGAAAGCUUGGGCGCGCUGGAGCGCGCGAGGCGCUUUGGAACCUCGAAGCUCUCGUUGCCCGGGCCUCGCUGUUACCUCCCUCGCGGGGUCGCGCGCGGGCCGCGGGCGGAGCGACCAGCCGAGCAGCGACGCGAGCUCAGCUCCAAAGGGCCGAAAGAAGAGAAACCGCUCAUCCUCGCCAUGGGUUGCUCCUCUUCCACCAUGGAGACCGUGGCGGAGCCGCAGGUUCGCACGUGGCAGACGGCCAAGACGGUCGAGGCGAGCUCUCCGCGCGGAACCGUGGCGCGGAACGCCUCUGAGUCGACGGCCUCCACGGCCUCGAACGGCAGUGAGAUGUCGCUGCGGAACUUGUUCGAAGGAGUGGGUGGUCCUGUCUUCUAUCAGACAUCCUUGAGCUACAACAGCUACAGCAACUUCAAAUGA
This is a messenger RNA of Durusdinium trenchii, 510 nucleotides long. Lineage: Eukaryota; Dinophyceae; Suessiales; Symbiodiniaceae. The record is from the annotation of a GenBank genome assembly.